Molecule: messenger RNA, 2661 nt
Organism: Pyrgilauda ruficollis (rufous-necked snowfinch)
Lineage: Eukaryota; Metazoa; Chordata; Aves; Passeriformes; Passeridae
Gene: GPR160
Product: G protein-coupled receptor 160
Exons: 3
Coding region: 916-1938 (340 amino acids)
Cellular component (GO): plasma membrane; signaling receptor complex
Source: RefSeq, a predicted model, not a curated record
UGGCGGCCCCGCCGGGCGGGAGCGCGGAGCCGCAGGUGGGUGCCGGGGCCGGGCGGGGACAGCCCGGGCGUCCCCUCGGAGCCCCCGGGCCGCCUCCCUCCCUCCCUCCGGCUCGGAGCAGGACCUCUCGGAGCAGGGAGGGCCGCGGGCAGCGGCGGAGCCCCGCCGGGAGCAGCCGGGACGAGGAGCGGGAGGCGCCGGCAGCCGCGGGGAUCUCUGUGCGCAGGAUGGGGGCUGUGCCCGCACGGCCCCGACAGCAUCCAGGACAUGAAGACAAAACACACGGGAAUUAAGCCGUACUGUAAUACAGAUCAGGUUUCAGAGGAUGCACUUGUGCAGAUGAAGAGUGAAGCGGCCAGCCCAGGUAGGCUUGUAAACAAACUCCAUGGAUGCUUCUCAGGUUGUGCUGCCAAGGACCUGUAGUUGCUCUGACUCUGCUCUCAGGACACACGAACUCAAACGUGCACUAACACGAGGUGUCUGCUUGAAUCGAAACAAUUCGCUGUUAACACAGAGCCAAGGAGUCAGCUCAAGUACAGCUGCCUUGGCUCCUCUUCUUUGCUCUCCCUGGGAUCACGGACACCACCCUGCUUCUUUAGGAAAGAGAGAAGAAAUCAGAUAAAACUGUCCACACUGUCUUGCUGACAUACGCAGAGCCACCCUAUGUUCAUUUUCCUUAGGAACUAAUAUUUGGAAAAGAGUUACCAUAAAGAAACUUGUGAAGUCUAAAGGGAAAACCAGCUGUUCUGAGGUCUCUGUCAUUGCAGUACUUAGAGAUGAACAAAGAAGUCCAAUUCACUAAUGAAGCCCUUGUGCUUUGGAUUGCCUCGGAGUUCCAGGAUUUUUCCACCAAAAAAGGAGAGAUGAAGCACUGUGCCCUGUGACAUUUAUUUUUGCUGUUUUCACCACUGGAGGAUGGCUGCCAGACCCUGUGAAAAUGGUUCUGCUCAGCACCACUGCACCCACGCCAGCCAACGUCUUGAAAUCAGCUACAUGCUGGUCCUGAUUAUGCUUGGAAAAGUCUUCCUCGAUUUCUUCAUGUUGCAAAUUAAGCCAAGACCUGUGAAAGUCAGUUUUAUGGGAUACUUCUGCGUUUCAGUGGCACUUCUCGAUUUCACACUGCUGCUGAGCAUGUGUUUCAUUUUCUGUUUUGAGGACUUUGUGCUCUGGGGCGUGCGAUUCACAGAGUACCACAUCUGCCUCUUCACUCAGAUCACCUCUCUGACCUACGGGAUCUUGCCUUACCCGGUGUACCUGGUGGCUGCCCUGGAUUAUUAUACCACUGUCUCCCGAACAUCCCAGGUCCCUACAAGAGGUCGGAAGUUACUUUAUGGAUUUGCCGUGGUGGUUAUAUGGAUUUCUGGGUUUUUUUGCACUCUCCAAGUUCCUGCUGUCUCUGAAGAGCUGCAAAUGCAGAAGAGUGUUUCCCCUUCCCAGUGCCCUCUCUCUGGCAGCUGGCAGAGCUCCUCGGUGUCGUGGGCCAUGGUGCUGCUGCUGGGCACGGCUCUCCUGGCUGGCUGGAAGGAGGUGACAACCAUGCUGCUGUCUGCCAGGCUCCUCUCCUUUUCCAGCCAGCCUGUGCUGAUGUUCCCCUACGUGCCUAACAACAACAACAACACCUGCUUUAAGUGGCAGCUCCUGAGCAGGCUCCUCCUGUGUUUCCUUGGCACUUGGGCACCGUUUGUUGUUCUCCAGGUGGUGGUUGUGCUCCUGGGUGUGCAGAUCCCAGCCUAUGUGGAGAUGAACGUGCCCUGGCUGUGCUUCAUCAACAGCUUUCUCCUGGCAGCAGCCUACUGGUGCCGGUGCCACGAUGUGGAGCUGACGGAGGAGGGGUGGUGCACAGACCCCUUUGUCAGCUGGAAAUUCUGCUUUAUGCCGUUCAACAAUGAAAGCACACAGCCAGCUGAUAAGCCAGGCACAGUAAUUGUCAUCUGUUAAUGAGCUGCCGACUGAAAGGGCUGCAAAGAAGCAGAACUCUGAUGUUGGGUGGCCGGGUCCUUACAGACAACGCAAGGAAACAUCUCCAGAGCUUCACUCCAUAGAAACAAGUCCAGUGUCUAGCAAGACUUCAGUGAAUACUGCACUGCAAGCACUGCCUGGUCAGGGAAUUCAUCUUCAAACUACACGUUUAAAAAACCACUGCUUAUAUAGGACAAGUUUUCAGUCAUUUUUCUGACUAGAAUUCUACUCUUCCUUUAAAUGGAAUUAUCUCAGGUUUACAGUACAAAAUGCAAUAAAGUCUUCACGGCUGGAGUUACAUGCAGAUGCUGACCCAACGUUCAAAUGACUUUUUGAAGUGUAUUUUGUUGCCAAAAUGUGGAUUUUUGUCAGCUUGAUGGAAGGUAAGGGUUGCUGUCUGUUUAACAAGAAAUAACUUGUUUUAGUUAAAAUUACGACUCCUACAGAAAUAGAAAUUUUAUGUAGUGCAAAACCAGUGCAAGAUGUGCAACUUCCACAACCACGGGAGAGGUGCUGUUUCAUUGUUCCUUUGCUGCUGUUCCUCUAAGGUACACGAACAUAUUAAUAAUUAAAUAAUUAAAGCAAUAAGCAUCAAGGUUAGCUGCUAUACAUAAAUGCAUGCCCAAGGUUAAAGAAUGGUUCAAAUUAAAAUAUAGAUUAUUUUGAAGCCAAAAUUACUUUAAAAGAGUUAAAUAUGAAGUG